Messenger RNA from Aspergillus ibericus CBS 121593, 2419 nucleotides. Its product is annotated as putative membrane bound cation transporter. Gene Ontology annotation, biological process: intracellular calcium ion homeostasis; calcium ion transmembrane transport. Gene Ontology annotation, molecular function: calcium:proton antiporter activity. NCBI's taxonomy places the organism in Eukaryota, Fungi, Ascomycota, Eurotiomycetes, Eurotiales, Aspergillaceae. Gene Ontology annotation, cellular component: fungal-type vacuole membrane. The transcript is spliced from 10 exons. The record is from RefSeq and is a predicted model, not a curated record. The coding region runs from base 164 to 2326 and encodes 720 amino acids.
UCAUCCGGUCGCUCAGGUUAGGGCCAUCCAGCAUCUCCUUCUGAAGCUUGGCUUGCUUCUGCCUGUGUUCGACACAGCUUCGAUCUCCGUAUCACACAUCUCUCACUCAAGGCUCCCUUCUGCCGCCCCUACCUGAUCAUUACCGUUCCUGGUCCUGAAAUACAUGCACCGGAUUCACUCGUGGGCGAAAGCUCACGCGUCUACCCCCAAUACUCAAUCCCAGGGUCCCAACCAAGCGAACAACCAGUCCUCCGAGGACGCUUCUGCACAAGAUGGACAAGUGAAAGAAGCUAUACGUGACCCGGCCAGCCCGGAGUCGGAAAAGAAUGCCAAAGAAACCCCCAACCCCGGACUCAUCGUCCGGAUGAAGAAUGGAAUUGUUCGUUUCACCGGACACACCAAAAGGGCCCUUUGCCACAGCUGGGUCAAUGUGCUGCUCGUAUUCGUGCCCGUGGGCAUCGCCGUCGAGGCCGCGGGAUUGAACCCAGGCCUGAUCUUUGCCAUGAAUGCGAUAGCUAUCAUCCCCUUGGCCGGUCUCCUCAGCCACGCCACCGAAUGUGUUGCCAGUCGAUUGGGUGAUACCGUGGGUGCGCUCAUUAAUGUCACCUUCGGAAACGCCGUCGAGUUGAUUAUCUUCAUUAUUGCCCUAGUCAAGAAUGAAAUUCGGAUUGUCCAAGCAUCACUGCUGGGCUCCAUCCUGGCGAACCUACUGUUGAUCCUAGGCAUGGCGUUUCUGCUUGGAGGUUUGCGCUUCCAGGAACAGAUUUAUAACAGCACCGUCACCCAAAUGAGUGCAUGCCUGCUCAGUUUGAGUGUAAUGAGUUUGCUUCUGCCGACAGCCUUCCAUGCCUCAUGGUCGGACGAAACGGAUGCUGAUAAAUACACCCUCAAAGUCAGCCGUGGCACUAGUGUUGUCUUGCUCCUGGUAUACAUCUUGUACAUUGUGUUCCAGCUCAAGUCCCACGCCUACCUCUAUGCUAGUAUCCCACAGCAGAUCAUUGACGAGGAAUCUCACCCCGGCGUUUUGGCCGAGUUUAUGAACAGCUCGUCGGAUUCGAGCAGUUCCUCGGAUGAGUCAGUGGAUACUACGACGUCCUGGUCCACCGCCAAGCGCAUAAAGAGGGCCAUGAAAUAUAGACGGCAUCGGAAAUCGAGCACCAGCUCUCGUGGAACCGUUUCCCCCCAGUCGUUCCGUAAGAAGUCGCUGGCCGAUUGUCCUCCCACGGCGGUUAUAGAUGAGAAUGGCGGGUCUGUUGCCGACUUGAGCGUCACUCACCAAGACGGGUCCGGGUCGUUUGUCAUUGAUUUCGGAGAUGACACCCGAUACGAUGCGGAUCAUGAACCACAGUCGAGAGAUUUCGGGCAACAUGCUGGUGCCAAGGCCUCCAAGGAAGAACGGAAGAAGAGACGUGAGAGGCGAAAGCAAGAAAAACGCACCGAAAAGGAAAAGGCCGCGGUUUCAAUCACCAAUACCCCUUUCACAGGGCGCCCUCCUAUGAAGAGUCACAAGUCGGAACCUACAGUCGAUCGCGGACAGCCUCCCUUGCCAGUCGAGGAAGCAAUUGAACCUGCCAAAAGGAAAUCGGCCUUCCGUCCCAUGAUGCCGUCCUUGUUAACCAACACAGUUUUCUCGAGCUCGCCCGCCCCGAACGCAGCGGUGCCGGCAAGCCCUUCAAACCCCUACGGACUUCGGCGAACUCAUUCUCUGCCGUCUUUUACGAACCGCCCUCCACCUCCCGGAAGUGCCGUCCAGUUUGCUCGGGGCGCUUCUCGCUUGCCCACUGCCGUGACCAACACUACGGCCGAGGUGGCCCCCGAAAACCCCGAGCCAGAAAUGUCCCGCACUGCAGCGGUGGUGCUGCUCCUGGUGUCAACCGGUCUUGUCGCAGUGUGCGCGGAAUUCCUCGUCGAUGCCAUCCCCACCAUGGUGGAAAGCUCAUCUGUGAGCGAAGCUUUCAUCGGUCUGAUCAUCCUUCCCAUUGUCGGCAACGCCGCGGAACACGUGACGGCGGUCAGUGUGGCCACCAAAAACAAGAUGGACCUGGCGAUCGGUGUAUCCGUGGGAAGCAGUAUCCAAAUCGCAAUCUUUGUGACUCCCCUCGUCGUCAUUCUCGGCUGGUGUAUGGACAAGGACAUGUCCUUGUACUUUACGCUGUUUGAGACCAUCUGCCUGUUUGUCACAGCAUUCGUUGUGAACUUCCUGGUGCUCGACGGUCGAAGCAACUAUCUGGAAGGCUCUCUACUCAUUGCAGCCUAUGUCAUCAUCAGUGUUGCCGCGUUCUAUUAUCCCGACAGCGGGCAGUCCAGCACUACGGCAGGGGCCUAGUUGCUCCGUACAACUUCAAGCUGAGUGUUGCAAUUCUAGGAUAUAUACGCCAGACUGCACAUUGGAGAUGACCGGAGGUGUCCUACGUGGGUG